AUGCGUUCAAAACUGUUCCAGACCCCGCCAUACUCUUCAACCAUACGGAAAAAUGGAAGCUUGAGAGGAGAGGGCUAUGCCUUCGAAGUGCUUGAUUUGAUAGCAAAAAAAUUGGACAUAUCGUACGAAAUUGUGCAGCCCAGAACACCAGGUUUAGGGAAUGAAUCGGCAGGUCUUAUAAGUCUGCUAAAAAGCAAGGAGAUCGAUGUAGCGGUUGCAUUCAUUCCAAUGCUAUGGAAAUUUACGGAAUUCACUCGGUACAGUCCCAUUAUGGAUGAGGCGAACAUUGUAGGAAUGAUGGUGAGGCCCGCGGAAUCUGCAUCUGGGUCAGGACUUCUCGCACCAUUUGAUACAACGGUUUGGAUCUGCAUUCUAAUCUCCUUACUUGUUAUUGGACCAAUUAUCUUUCUCUUCACCGCUUUCAGCGAUCUUUUACUCAGAGAUGACAGAAAACGUAGUCCACAAAAGACAUCGGUGGUGCGAGCCACAACAAAUUAA
Diachasma alloeum is the source of this 498-nucleotide messenger RNA. RefSeq names its product glutamate receptor ionotropic, delta-1-like (gene Ir76b). Bases 1 to 498 code for a protein of 165 amino acids. The transcript is spliced from 3 exons. The record is from RefSeq and is a predicted model, not a curated record. Lineage: Eukaryota; Metazoa; Arthropoda; Insecta; Hymenoptera; Braconidae.